AUGCCCACAACUUCCCACCUUCUGAAGGUCGCGAAUUUAAUUGAACCAACCAUCAUCACAAUGAAACUUGAUAAAGGUGACUCUUCGUCGAGAGAAAUCUGGAAGAGUGCCAUUAACACACUGCUCACUGCCCUUGAAAAUAUUUUGUUGGAUGACAGUGGCUUGCCGAUUAAACAAGGAGGCGCGGACGUGGAGGGUUAUUACGUAAAAGGGCUGACAUCCUUUGACACAAUGAUGGAGGAAUCCGAGAUUUCUUUUGGUAGUCUGUCCCCCCUUAAACGAAAGCGUGAAGAUAAUAACCCGCGUAAAAACAAAUCCCAAAAAUUAUUAUCCUCGAAAUUGGCCAGAAAUCUUUCCUUGUCUGAAGACGAAUCAAACGACGAGGGUACUCCUUUAAAAAUCGAUGCCCUGAUGGACAUUUGCGGUGGGAAUCCCACUUCAUCUGGUUCGUCGCGCCCAUUUCAUCGUAAUAUCAGGCGAUGUUCCCGUCAGUCGUUUGGUGGAAGAUAUGUUAGACCAAACACCUUUCCAAACACCAACGUCAAUAGUCUUGACAUGGACAUUGCCCCCGACCAUCAUACGGCUGACGGAGACAACAUCAAUGUUCAAGAACCCGAAAGGAUUCAAAUGUUGCGUCGCAUAAUGUCCGACCCUGGCGGUUCAUAUCUUAACUGGAAUGUUGCUAUGUCAGAUUGGAUCGAGUUACAAGCACAAAAGAAAAACGUGAGAUUACAUGAAUUUCAGGUUCAAUUUCAGGAACGAAGUCGUGACAUGGAAUCGUCUCUUUCGAUUCUUCACAAUUCCACGCCUCAGGUUUAUGACGAAAUUCGAGAUUUGGUUGACAGAUUCUUGCUAAACGCUAAUUGGCUAAGAUGCGAUUAUAACAAACCUUUCACUCAAAUUUUUCCUCAAUGGCAUUCUUUGGGGAAGAAGCUGGAAAACUUUGUGCAAUUCGUGGCAAUUGUUGAAGAUAUGAAAGCAAUAGUUAAUCAUGAAUAUCCGUUUGGUGACUCCGGCUUUGAUAUGAAAAAGAUUCGUGAAACCUUGGAAUUCAGAAAAUCUUUAUACGGAGAAAUUUUGCAACAGAAUGGGUUGGCUUGGAAAGCUUUGGGAUUUCCCGUUAAUGACACAUGGAUCUACGAGACAAAGCAAUGGUUGUUUGGUUUAUCCUUUCAUUGUUUGUCAUCCCUGAAUAGCGAAUUAAAUAAAUAUGAACAUUUUGAUGUCGACGACACACGCACCACAAAGUUCAUGGAGAACAUUAUGAACUGCAUUAAAGCUACUAACAUUGCUGUUGAGUUGAUCGGAACCUCGAGCAACAAACUUAUUUUACCCAGUUUCAUCCUCGCAACUGCUUACACCGAGUGGGGACUAUCGCAGAUCGAUAGGAUGGAAAACAAAGUUCGAUGCGUUGAAGUUAGAAUGAUACACAUUUGCGAUAACAUCGAUAAGAUAUUACAUUAUCUGCACACUAUACAAGAUAUGAGUGAACAGGAUGUCAAUUUUGCGAGGGAAAAUGAAUGUGAUGAUGCUCCAGAAAACCAACAGAUUCUUAAAGCCUUGGAACAUUUUUCUACGGCAUUGGUAGAAGUUGGUUUGAGAUUAUGCGAACACGUCACCAAGCUCAAAGUUAAUGUUGCAACGGGUCCUUCCAACUUUGCGUAUAUGUAUUCGGAAUUUGUCGUCAGAUUUAUCAAUCGGGCACUCGAAUAUACCGACUUCGAAGAAGCGGAAGUUAGGAUGUGUCCCCUACUUGCAAGCUUGAAAAAUAUGGAAAAUGCGGCAAAAUUUGGAUAA
Messenger RNA from Acaulospora morrowiae, 1797 nucleotides. Lineage: Eukaryota; Fungi; Glomeromycota; Glomeromycetes; Diversisporales; Acaulosporaceae. The record is from the annotation of a GenBank genome assembly.